UCGAAAAGUGACAGUUGUCGUAAUUUUUUUCAAAUAGAAAUAUUUUUCUUAUAUUGAUGAGAACAAGCCGAACUGCAAAUUCCGUGGGUCCCUCUUGUUACUAUAUGUUGGAAAUUACAACCAGUCGUCUCGCCCUCGCCAAGAAGUACAAGAUUCAGACGAAUUAUAUGAAGACAGAUCUGGACAUGAGAUGUAAAAACUUUUUUUUACAUAUAUAUGUGAAAACUGAAACAUCAGGAUAAAAUGUACAAAAUCAACUGAACUUCCCUAGUACCAAAAUUGACAUCAUUUAGAUAUCCGAAUAUAGAGAUGGAAGAGUAAGAAGUACAUAAAAAUGACUCAAUCGAUGAUUAUUGGAACAUAUCUAUCAGUGACAGCUGACAGUAAAUAAAGACAAAUCUGCCAAACAAUGAAAUGUCAGUAAGUACUGGAUAAUAAAGAAAAAGUGAAGAAUUUUUAAUUGAAAAAUGCCGUAGGUUAAUUACUCAUCAAUAUAAGAUAAAGAAAAGGAAAUAGAAUAAAUUCUAGCUGUUGGCUGAUAUGAGCCUUAAGUUACAUUUUGAAUCGAUAUGGCAGAAUUAAUUCGUGUAGGAAGUGGACACAAUGCUGGGUUAAUGAAAGACAAAUUGGGAUCUCCCAGUACAGGAAGCGAUGACGGAAACGAACAAGAAACUCAGGCUGCAAUUAAACCAGAGCCAGAGGAACUUGAUCUCGGUGACAGUGCCCAUUAUGCACCUCCUGAAACUCUCUGGUAUCAUGGAAGGCUUGAUCGUUAUCAAGCCGAAGAAAGAUUGUGGCAGUGUAAUAAAUUGGGGGCUUACUUAGUGCGAGAGAGCGAUAGGAAACCGGGUAGUUAUGUUUUGUCAUAUUUGGGUAGAAGUGGAAUGAACCAUUUCAGGAUAACUGCAGUGUGUGGGGAUUUUUAUAUUGGUGGUCGGCAGUUUGUUUCGUUGAAUGACUUAGUUGGCUAUUAUAAGGAAUGUAGUGAUCUGCUCAAGAGAGAAAGAUUAGUAUUGCCUGUAGCUCCACCAGAACCCGUGAAUGAUAAAAAGAGAGUGGUUGCCAUUUUGCCAUAUACAAAGAUGCCCGAUACAGAUGAACUAACUUUUAAAAAAGGAGAUAUAUUUUUUGUACACAAUGAUAUGGGUAAUGGUUGGUUGUGGGUUACAGCACAUCGAACCGGUGAACAAGGAAUGAUUUUUCGUGAACUAGUAGAAGAUUUAGAUGAUAGUAUAGAUCCUAAUACUGUCUUUCCUUGGUUUCAUCCAGAUUGUACAAAAAAUGAGGCUGUUGAUCUGCUUGUCAAAGCUGGCCCUGGAAGUUUUCUAGUACGUCCCAGCGACAACUCUCCUGGAGACUAUUCCCUUUUUUUCCACAUCAAUAAUCAAAUUCAACGUUUUCGAAUUGAGAAAAAAGGAGUACGAUAUCUUAUGGGUGGAAGGAUAUUUGAAUGUCUUGAUGCCGUUAUCAACAGAUACAGGAAAGAACAAAUUGUCGAAGGAUAUACUUUGCAGCAUCCGCUAGUUGUUGAUGGUUCCAAGCAGCUCGAUUGGGUGCCAGAAAAUCAAAAGGCAAAAUCAGAAGCUGAAAAAAUUUAUGCCACCUUGAGAGAGUGCAGAGAUCAAGCAGGAUUGAAAAAAAUGAGGGGAAUUAAACAUCAAGGAUACCUGCACCGUAAAUCUGAUAAGGCUGCUAAAAAAUGGAAACUACUCUACUUUGUAUUACUUGUCGAUGGAACUGAUACUCACUUGUACCUAUAUGAAAAUCCAAAGAGAACAAAACCCAAAGGACUCAUAGACCUUUCUUGUGCAUAUUUAUACCAGGUACAUGACAGUUUAUGGGAACGUUCACAUUGUCUUCAAUUAGUGGAGCGGGCUCUUCCAUGUUUGGCGACUGUAACCCAUCUCGCAGCUCGUUCAACAGAGGACUGCCAAGAUUGGGUGAACUCUUUGAAACCAUUAUGCGUUCCUCAGCUCAGUAAGGCUACUUCCAAAGUGCCAAGAUUGAGAGAGCUCAGAUGUCUUACGUUGCAUAUUCUUGAUGCACACCGUUUGCCUUACAAGUUAGUGCCACAGCCGUAUGUUACCAUACAACUCAAUAAUCAGGUUAGGGUAGCGAGAACAAGAACAAAAUCUGGCCCCGAUCCUGUUUGGGAGGAAGAAUUUGUCUUUGAUGAUGUGCCAUGUGAUAUUUUAUCGUUUACUCUAACUGUACAUAACAGAGGGAAAAGAGGAAAAGAACAAGAAGUAGCUGAACUGCAUGUGGAGCUAGCUUCUUUGGGCAAUGGUGAGGAACGUGAAGAAUGGUACACUUUGUCUGGGUUAACUCCAAUGGGAGAAUGGGGUUCUUUGAGACUCCGUACCAGGUAUUUACACGAUUUGGUUAUGCCUGCUGAAGAAUAUAGCCCACUUCAACAAUUGUUACUGGAACCUGGUCUCACUUCUGUCAAAACUUUAGCUGAAAUAUGUCAUGCUGAUAGGGGACCUCUAGCCACUGCACUGUUGAGAGUUUUCAGAGCAGAGGGAAGAGAAACGGAACUUCUAAGAGAGCUAAACUCUGCUGAGAUCAACAGGGAGACUGAAACAUCAACACUGUUUAGAGCUGCUUCGUUGUCGACCACACUGAUGGAUCUUUAUAUGAAAGCAGAGUGUGGAGGAUUUUUACAAGCAGCUGUUUUGGAAACUGUUCUCAGACUCCUGGAAAGCAAACAAAGUGCUGAACUGAACCCCUCCAAAAUGGAUAAUUUAGAUGAUGCCUGCAAUAACGCAGAAUUCCUGUUACAAAUUUUAGAUCAGGUUACGCUGAGUAUAUUCAUGUCUCCUGAUGCCUGCCCCCGUUCUGUUAGAUACAUAUGUGGCUGUUUGCAAAAAGCUGUUAUUGCCAAGUGGCCUGAUGAAAGAUUUGUGCGAACAAGGGUGGUGUCAGGUUUUAUUUUUUUGAGAUUGUUGUGCCCGGCAUUACUGAAUCCAAGACAGUUUGGUCUUGUUAGUGAACAACCAUCACCUUCUGCUACUAGAAGCCUAGUUAUGGUGGCUAAGUGCUUACAGAAUCUUGCAAAUCUGGUGGAAUUUGGUGGAAAGGAACCAUAUAUGGAAGUAGUUAAUCCGUUCAUUCUGAAAAAUAAAGAGAGGAUGGUUGUGUUUCUUGAUCAAUUAUCUAUGGCUGGAGAUCCAGGUGAAUCAAGAAUAACUUCUAAACUAGACACUGCCAAAGAACUUGCUACACUACAUCACAUCUGUGUUGCUCAUCUUACAGAGCUCCAAGCAGUGGCUAAAAUCAAUUCAAACAUAAAAACUUUAGUCACUGUAGCUGAUAUGUUGGCCAAGCACAAACAGAAAUAUUUGGAAAUGAUUAGAUAAUAGUUUAGAAGAGAAAUGUAUCCCAGCUUUCAGGAAUAGAAGCAAAGUCAGUAGUUUUAUUUUAUUAUGCAGGGUUUUUUAUAUAAUGGAUUUAGGCUGAUUUUGAUUUUUAUAUCUUUUUGAACCACAUCUGUUCAUUAGACCUUGUGUUCAAUCUGAUUGAUCUCCAAAUGUUCCUUUAUACUGUUUUGAAUCAGACUUCCAAAAUUAUGAUCAUAUUCAAUGCUUAUUUUAUGAAGAGUAGCUUGCACAUCAUUUUCAAUAUUUCAUUUAACAUUUCAAAAUUGUUUAGUUGCAGUAUCGCUGUUAACUUCAAUUUAAUGUGUAUUCUACUCUGCCAACUUUCAGAUGGCCAAGUUGCGAAUUUAAAAUGUAUAGUAGGAUUUUUUCAUUUUUUUAAUAUAUAUCUAUCUUCAAAGUGAUCUCUAAUUUAACGAAUCAUUCGUUUUGGAAUGCUACUGUCUAGUGAAGAAAAGAAUUAUUUAAUUAGUUAGUUUUUUGGGUAAUGUACUGUCCUUUAUACUGAAAUGGAGAAAGUGAACAAAAAUAACCUUUUGAAAUUACCUUUUUGUCAUUAAUAUAUUAUACUUUUGGUUGAGAUUCCAAUUUAUUUAUUGGAUCACAAUUAAUUCACAAUCAUACGAAAAGAACUCUCAUUGUGAUUACAAUUAUCCUAUAUGAAAUUUGAUUUUUUUCCUUAAAAUUCAUUAUUAUUUCGGAGAUUAUUUAAAAUGAGUAGACUUAUUUCAAUAUGUGUAACAGUUAUCUGACUUACUGGGCUUCCCAAAUAAUUCUUGUCUUCAAAAUCACCAUUGUAAUAAUCAGAUUUCAACAUGUUCUUUAUUAAUUGGAAAUGUACUAACCACUCAAUUUCAACUUUAUUUUAUUGUUGUUUUUUUUUUAUUUGAGGCUAGUUUAUGAACAUUUUGUAAAGUACGUGCUCAGUGUGAUAAAUCAGCUUGUUCACCA
Molecule: messenger RNA, 4328 nt
Organism: Leptinotarsa decemlineata (Colorado potato beetle)
Lineage: Eukaryota; Metazoa; Arthropoda; Insecta; Coleoptera; Chrysomelidae
Gene: vap
Product: RAS p21 protein activator vap
Biological process (GO): regulation of GTPase activity
Molecular function (GO): protein binding
Source: RefSeq, a predicted model, not a curated record